UUAUUAUAAGUUAAGUGGGUGGAGCAGGCAAGUUGAAAGAAAGGAAGGAGUCUGCUGCUCUCUGGUAUUAGAAGUGCUGGCAUUCAGUCAUCUUCGUCGUCGCCGUGGUGGGGGUCGUUGGUGCUGAUUUCUUCGUCUUACAGCACACUGCUGCUGCCUCUAAUUCGGCUGCUGUUGUUAUAAUUCUUGUCAGUGUGGGGUACUUAGAAAAGAUAAAGAAAGAAAAAACACACAAAAAGGCAAAAGAAAACUACCCCCUCUGGAAUCCCCCCCUUACUGAAGGAACUUAAAAUAAAGGUUAGACAAAAAGAAGAAAUUUUUAUGUUUACAUAUAUAUAUAUAUAUAUAUAUAUAAUAGUAUAUAUAUUAUAUAUGUAAAUAUAUGUUUAGAUAUUGAAACAUAAUUGUCAGACCCCUAAAGAAAUCAAAACCAGUUCCCCAAAACAAGCCUCAAUAUCAACUAGAAAGAAAGGGAAGGAGCCCCUGAAAUACCAAACCAAUUACUUGCAGUUUGUUGGUACCAUAGCUGCAGAACAGGUAAUGGUACCUUUUGAAGGAAGAAUCUAAAGUUAUAUUUUGUCUGUCAAUCUUGGAAUUCUGUACCACUAUUUUGGAUAUAUACAUGAUAAAUAUACAUAUUAUGCAUACACCACACUUGUGUAUGUAAUUAUAUAAUACACAUAGUUUUAUAAAAUAGCAUAUAUAUACAUAUAUAUAUACACACACGUAUAAACAUAUACAGAAAUAUUCGUUUAUUUUUAGAUAUAUAUAUAUCUAUCAAUAUAUAUGUAUAUCUGUAUAGAUAUAUUUUGAAUUAUUUUUUAUGGCAUCUAUUACUUUUGGUAUACAGUGUCGAUAUUGGAAAGUUUACCAAUAUCAUUUGAGAAAGGAACAAGUCUACAACACAACACAAAGACAAGGGAAGAGGUGGACAGACCCAAACAGAUUCUUUAGAUUCUGAGAAUAUAUGUGGAAAAGGAAAAAUAUAUAAACAAACACACACAAGAAAAUAAAAUGGAAACAUUUAAACCAGCUCCUACAGCCAAACCGGCGCCAGUAGCAAAGCCGGCACCCCCAGCAAAGCCAGCUGGAGCAAAACCAGCACUACCAUCAAAGCCAGCUGUUGGUCCCAAAACUGCACCUGCUCCCAAACCUGCACCUGGUCCCAAACCCGCUCCUGCACCAAGGCCUACACUUGCAGGAAAGGUUAAACCAAAGCGAACGAAAGCGCCAGAAGCACCACAACCUGUUCCAAAGCAAAGAACAGAACCUGCAGAGACACAUGUACAGGAAGUGCCACCAACAGUGGUUGAACAACCACAGCCACAGCCUGUAGUUAGGCAAGCCCCUGUUGUCGUGCAAGCACAUGUUGUAGAACCAGAAGCUGCAGUUUCUGCAGCACCUGUGAUAAAGCAACCACCUCCAGCAGAGCCCACACCUGUGGUGGAGCAGCCACCUCCCCAACAGCCUACACCUGUAGCUGUGGUGGCAGCACCACCUGUGGUGGAAGAAGAAGAUCUGCCACCACCACCACCACCAGAACCUACACCUGUACCUGUUGUAGAAGCAACACCUGUGGUUGCAACGACGCCUGUCGUUUAUCAGUCACCUGAACCUACACCUCCACCUGUGGUGGAGCAGCCCCCUACACCAGAACCUGUAACUGUGGUAGAAGAACUGCCUCCACCAGAGCCCACACCUGUACCUGUGGUAGCAACUGCAUGUGCCAUAGAGCAGACCCCUAGACAGGAAGAGGACCCUACAGUAGCAACAGAGAAUGUCGUAGUAGAGGCAAGUGCAGCAGCACACCAAACGACUGCAGCUGAAAGUGCACCUGAAGAACAUGAAGUUGCACCUGAAGUGCAAACGUCUGAAGCAGCUGCAGCAACUGUCUCUAUUGCAGCAGCAGCAGCAGCAGCGUAUCAACCAGCUGAACCAGAACAUAAGCCACCCGUUGUUGUGGUUGCAACGCAAGAACCUGCACCGUCACAGACUGGUGAGGUAGUUUAUACGCAACCAGAAACUCCACCCACUACAAACUCGGUCACAUUUUCAGACAAGGUCGAGGAACAGGCUCCCAGCCAAACCGCUCCGAUGGUUAACGGCCAUGGUGAUGACAUACCCAAAACUGAAGUCGUUAUUACCCCGGGGCCUGAGACAUCAGAUAAUCAGGAAACGCUAAGUGGCGAAACAAGUGGCACCUCAGCCCUUUUAAUCACCUCGAAUAAAUCGGAACCCUCGAAUGAACCCAGCAGCAGCAAAAAGAAAACUGUAACGAAACCUGGCAAGAUGGCACAAACAAACAUACAGCUCCUGGAUGGCAACAUUUAUGACCUUGAAAUCUCGAAAAACGCUUCAGGCCAGGAAUUGUUUAGUAAAGUAUGUGAUCAUUUGAAUCUUCUUGAAAAGGAUUACUUUGGCCUUACCUACAUUGAUAAGGAAAAUAAUGAUAUUAAACAAUGGCUUUCAUUGGAAAAGAGAAUUUCGAAGCAGAUUAAAGAUAAAAAUGUUCCUUGGGAAUUUGCAUUCCAAGUGAAAUUUUAUCCUCCUGAUCCAUCCUUACUUCGAGAAGAUCUUACAAGAUACAUGCUGUGCCUUCAAAUCCGAGUUGACAUAUUAAAUGAGAGGUAAGGUUAUUUUCAUGUAUCGCAUGACCUAAAACACUGAGCAACCUUUCACAAACGAUUACCAAGCUAAUUAUCUGUCAUAAAAGUUC
Octopus bimaculoides (California two-spot octopus) is the source of this 2716-nucleotide messenger RNA. RefSeq lists its product as uncharacterized. The record is from RefSeq and is a predicted model, not a curated record. Gene Ontology annotation, biological process: actomyosin structure organization. Gene Ontology annotation, cellular component: cytoskeleton; plasma membrane. Gene Ontology annotation, molecular function: structural molecule activity; actin binding. Lineage: Eukaryota; Metazoa; Mollusca; Cephalopoda; Octopoda; Octopodidae.